AUGUGUCUACUACAUAUUGUUGAACCCAUCGAUGUUGAGUUUACAACGCUUGGUAGAAUGACAAUGAGCAUGGCCAACAAGCUUUAUAAGUUACCACAUGCACUCAUCACUCCUGGCCAGUUUGGAAUUGCCACUGACUUUGAUGAAAAUGAUGUUGGGCACUGGCUUCUCCCGAUAGAAGAUGUCGUCCAAACUUACCUAGUAGAAAGCCCUCAAACUCAUGAUCUCACUGACUUGUGCAGCUUCUACAUGACCACUUUAACAAUCCUUGGUAACUCAGAAAUACACAACUACUACAAUGUUGCGACAGAGACCUCGUUUCCUCAGCUGAUGAAUGAUGCCCUAAUCGUUUCUAAGCAAAAAGGUUUUGAUAUUUUAUAUGCGUUGGAUGUGAUGCACAAUGAGAGUUUCUUUAAAGAGUUGAGGUUUGAUCCAGGAGAUGGACAGAUCCAUACGAGGAGAGAGUUGACCUUGAUAAGUAAACUCAACGCAAAUAUGCAGAUGACAAUCGUAAGUACUUAA
Thlaspi arvense is the source of this 522-nucleotide messenger RNA. Lineage: Eukaryota; Viridiplantae; Streptophyta; Magnoliopsida; Brassicales; Brassicaceae. The record is from the annotation of a GenBank genome assembly.